GUGGAUCAUAUUAUUUGCAAGGGGUUGUGAUAAAGGACAAAGGACCAGUUUUUGUCAGUGCAUUCGGCCCUCUUUGCAUCGUCUUCACCAUGGCUUUGGGCCCCAUGUUUUUGUCGGAGAAGAUAUCAUUAGGAAUGAUUGUUGGGGUAAUUAUAAUGGUGGCAGGACUCUAUGCUAUUCUAUGGGCUAAUAGCAAGGAUCAAGUAUCUUCUAAAACAGUAAGAGAUGCAGGGGAACAAGAGCUACCUGUUAAUGCAUCUACAUUGGGUGCUAAUGCCAAACACACAUGCCAAUCUAAUGUGGUUGAUAAUUCAACAUCAAUAGAAGAAGGACAAAGGCAAGGAACGGAACAUGCAGUAUGACCAAUAAAGAGGGAAAAUAACUAUGUGCAUAUAUAACAUCAUAAGACAACAA
Phalaenopsis equestris is the source of this 414-nucleotide messenger RNA. RefSeq names its product WAT1-related protein At4g08300-like. The coding region runs from base 90 to 362 and encodes 90 amino acids. The record is from RefSeq and is a predicted model, not a curated record. The transcript has 2 exons. Lineage: Eukaryota; Viridiplantae; Streptophyta; Magnoliopsida; Asparagales; Orchidaceae.